Molecule: messenger RNA, 2895 nt
Organism: Gekko japonicus
Lineage: Eukaryota; Metazoa; Chordata; Lepidosauria; Squamata; Gekkonidae
Gene: EPHA8
Product: EPH receptor A8
Exons: 16
Coding region: 1-2895 (964 amino acids)
Biological process (GO): protein phosphorylation; cell surface receptor protein tyrosine kinase signaling pathway; axon guidance
Cellular component (GO): neuron projection; plasma membrane
Molecular function (GO): protein binding; ATP binding; transmembrane-ephrin receptor activity
Source: RefSeq, a predicted model, not a curated record
AUGGCCGUGGAAUGGGAGCUGUUGGUGGUAUGGCUGUGCAGGGAGGAAGUCAAGCCCAGCGAGUGUCGGCGUGCCAUCAACCCAAUUUUGGAAGGGAAGGAUUGGCCCCUAGGGCUUCAGAUGCAGAAAGCCAACUUCAUAAACUUGCUGGACACGUCCACCAUCAUCGGGGACUGGGGCUGGCUCACCUAUCCUUCGCACGGAUGGGACUCCAUCAACGAAGUGGACGAAUUUUUCAACCCCAUCCACACUUACCAGGUCUGCAACGUCAUGUCUCCCAACCAGAACAACUGGCUGCGGACUAGCUGGGUGCAGCGGCGUGGGGCCCACCGGGUAUAUGCCGAGAUCAGGUUCACUCUCCGGGACUGCAACAGCAUGCCCGGGGUGCUGGGCACCUGCAAGGAGACCUUCAACCUCUACUACCUCCAGUCGGACCGCGACCUGGGCAGCACCACCCGCGACAGCCAGUUUGUGAAAAUCGACACCAUUGCGGCUGAUGAGAGCUUCACUAACGUGGACUUGGGGGUCCGGCGGCUGAAGCUCAAUACAGAGGUGCGUGGCGUGGGGCCGCUCAGCAAGCGGGGCUUCUACCUGGCCUUCCAAGACAUUGGGGCUUGCAUCGCCAUUGUCUCCGUCCGCGUGUACUACAAGAAGUGCCCUGCCAUGGUGAGGAACUUGGCUUCCUUCUCCCAAGCGGUCACGGGCGCGGACUCCUCGUCUCUGGUGGAGGUACGGGGCGAGUGCGUCAGGCACUCAGAAGAAAGAGACACCCCCAAAAUGUACUGCAGCGCUGAAGGGGAAUGGCUGGUGCCCAUUGGGAAAUGUGUGUGCAGCGCGGGCUACGAGGAACAGAGGGACACAUGCAUGGCCUGCCAACUUGGGUUUUACAAGUCUUCCCCCGGGGAUCAGCUGUGUGCCAAAUGCCCUCCCCACAGCUAUUCUGACAGCCAGGCCGCGCAGGUGUGCCGCUGUGAGAGCAGUUAUUACCGAGCGGCUCAAGACCCACCUUCAGCACCUUGUUCACGGCCGCCUUCUGCUCCCUUGAACCUGUUAUCCAGUGUGAAUGGUACUUCAGUCACCUUGGAGUGGGCAUCACCGCUGGACAAAGGAGGCCGCAGUGAUAUUCUCUACAACGUGCUCUGUCGCCGUUGCACGUGGGACUCAGGCCAGUGUGAGGCCUGCGGCGCCGGGAUCCGCUUCGUUCCCCAGCAGACAAAUUUGGCGCAGGGCUCUCUUGUCGUUACCAAUCUCCUGGCCCACACCAACUACUCCUUCUGGGUGGAGGCCGUCAACGGGGUCUCGGAGCUGAGUCCUGAGCCGCCGAGAUUCGCCGCUGUCAACAUCACCACAAACCAGGCAGCCCCGUCCCAGGUGCUGGCCAUUCACCAAGAGAACGUGGGUCAGAACAGUGUCACCCUCAUCUGGCAGGAACCGGACCAACCCAACGGCAUCAUUUUGGAAUACGAGAUCAAAUACUAUGAGAAGGACAAAGAGAUGCAGAGUUACUCCACGCUGAAGUCCAAGGGCAACAGCACCACCGUCUCAGGACUCAAGCCCGCAACCCGCUACGUCUUCCAAGUCCGGGCCCGCACCUCUGCUGGCUGUGGCAAGUUCAGCCAGGCCAUGGAAGUGGAGACCACCAAAGCAACUCGCCAUUAUGACACCACGACCGUCGUCUGGAUUUGCCUCACGUUGAUCUCCGGUCUCGUCUCCCUGCUCCUGUUCCUGAUCUGCAAGAAGAGGCACUGCGGCUACAGCAAGGCUUUCCAAGACUCCGACGAGGAGAAGAUGCACUAUCAGAACGGGCAGGUGAAAUUCCCUGAGUCAAAAUUCUACGUGGAGCCGCACACCUAUGAAGAUCCCUGCCAAGCCAUACAUGAAUUCACCCGGGAGAUUGAAGCCUCCAGGAUUAAAAUUGAAAGAGUCAUCGGGUCUGGAGAGUCUGGAGAAGUUUGCUACGGGCGUCUGAAGCUUCCGGGAAAGAGGGAACUGCCGGUAGCCGUCAAGACCCUGAAAGCGGGUCACACCGAGAAGCAACGCCGGGAUUUCCUGAGCGAGGCCAGCAUCAUGGCUCAGUUUGACCACCCCAACGUUAUCCACCUGGAAGGGGUAGUCACCAAAAGCAAAUUAGUCAUGAUUGUUACCGAGUACAUGGAGAACGGCUCGCUGGAUUCUUUUCUUCGGAAACAUGACGGGCAAUUCACAGUCCUCCAGCUGGUUGUCAUGCUGAGGGGCAUCAGCGCUGGCAUGUGCUACCUGUCGGACCUCGGCUACGUGCACCGGGAUUUGGCAGCCCGCAACAUCCUCGUCAACGGAAAUCUGGUCUGCAAAGUGUCGGAUUUCGGCCUGUCGCGAGUCCUGGAGAACGAUCCGGAUGCGGCUUACACGACGACGGGUGGGAAGAUCCCCAUUCGGUGGACUGCGCCUGAAGCCAUCACAUAUCGAAAGUUCUCCUCAGCCAGCGAUGUCUGGAGCUUCGGCGUGGUCAUGUGGGAGGUCCUGGCCUAUGGGGAGCGGCCUUACUGGAACAUGACCAACCGGGAUGUCAUUCAGUCUGUGGAGGAGGGCUAUCGGCUGCCGGCUCCCAUGGGCUGCCCCACGGCCCUGCACCAACUCAUGCUGGAUUGCUGGCAGAAGGACCGCAAUGACAGGCCACGCUUCUCCCAGAUCGUGGGCGUCCUGGAUAAGCUGAUACGCAUCCCGCAGAACCUGAAGUGUACGUCUACGGUUAACCGGUUCACCCAAACCAUCUCAGAGCGAGCCUGCAUCGACUUCACCAGCUGCAGUUCCGUCGAAGACUGGCUGGACUCCAUUCGGCUGGGGAGAUACCAGGAGAACUUUGCCUUGGCUGGCUACACGUCCCUGGGGAUGGUGAUGCAAAUGAAUAUCGAGUAA